AUGCCGGCUUCCGCUGUGGAACGUCGACUCUGCCGCAACAGUCACGCCUUACGGAAGGCCAUAAUCUAUACCCAAAGCACCCGGCUAGUCGGGUCGAUCUUCAUCGCCACAGCGGACGGGUUCCGUUUGUGUGAUUCCCCCAUAAGGCCCCGAGGUUCCCCACGCUCUCAUCGUUUGCGUGUGGCUUCAGCUUCCAGGAUCUGGUCUGCCUGUGGUUUCUUCUUCUUCUUGUUCUUCUUCUAUUUCGUUCCUGAAUUGCCACAUAGAACGGCCAAUAAACGACUGCCCCCCCCCAGGCUUUUUAGAGCUUCGUGGACAAGUAUUUGGUAUGCAAGUGGUGUCGGCCGUAUUCUUCACGACUCGGGCAACAUGACGUCGUUUUACGAGUUGAUCGGGGUCGCCAACAACCUAAACGAUGCCAAGCCGGCACUGAACCACAGGCCGGUGAUGCUCGGUGUUGUGAUCUCGUUCCUAGUUCUGACGCUGUUGUGUGCGAGUAUGAGAAUCUGGUGCCGUGUCUUCAUCGUGCGCGCCUUUGGUUGGGAUGACGUCUGCCUGCUCCUGGUGAUGGUAUCCCUCUCGGUUGGGACCAUUGGCGCCUGCAUAGCAACGAAUCAUGGCCUUGGGGAGCAUAUGAUUCUCAUGGGCAACAAGAGGUUUGUAAAGUACAUGAGUAUCUUUUAUGUCUGCAACGGGACGUUGCCUGUUUCCACCACCUUUAUCAAAGUCGCCAUUCUGCUUCAGUACCUUCGCACGUUCGAACGCGGUACCAAGUCUCGCGCCUUCACCAUCAUCAUCCUGGUCAUCACCGUCAUGUGGGGUACGGCCUACAUGUUCCUCGCAUGGGUCCCAUGCAUCCCCGUCGCCAGCUACUGGGACUGGUCCAUACCGCACCGAGGUCGCUGGGGAUUCGGGUCUCAGGUGGCGGAGGAGCUGAUCCGCACGUAUGAGAGCCAUGCCGCCAGCAACAUGGUCCUGGACUUCAUCAUCUUCGCAAUCCCGCUGCCGUUAUGCUUCAACAGCGAGGCAAGCAAGAAGUCCCGCAAGAGCGCGCUCGCGCUGUUCUUGUUGGGAAGCAUUGUCUUGAUGCUCGCCGCCUGGCGCCUGAUCGACCUGGUGAGGACCCGGGCCGGGACGUACCCUACGCUCGACGUGACCUGGUACGCGCCGCUGCCGAUGGUGCUCGCCAUCCUCGAGAUCGACAUCGCCGCCAUCUGCGCCUCGAUCCCCGUCUUCUGGCCGGUGCUGCAGAGCAGCAUGGGCAUGAUCUUCGUCACGCGCGAGGUCAAGGUCACCACGGAGAUGAUCGAGUCGUCGCCCCGCGGCGGCGACUAUGACGACUGCGUCGAGAUGUCGCGCACGGAUCUCUCGCUCUUCCACCAGUCGACGACGAUGCUGAACGACACGACCGGGCUGAUCGACCCCAGCACCUACGGCAACCAGAACGCCGGCGUGGAAACGACCCCCGUCAAGGAGACUGUGAUAUUCGGGGCCUAUAUGCAGGGCAAGACGACGUGCGACGUGGAAGCGAUCAAGGCUGUAUGA
Messenger RNA from Colletotrichum destructivum, 1545 nucleotides. RefSeq lists its product as uncharacterized. The record is from RefSeq and is a predicted model, not a curated record. Lineage: Eukaryota; Fungi; Ascomycota; Sordariomycetes; Glomerellales; Glomerellaceae. The coding region runs from base 1 to 1545 and encodes 514 amino acids. The transcript has 5 exons.